AUGAUGAACCGCUCGCUUCUACGUGCGGCUGCGCGCUCUUUACAAGCUGGACCCGCCGCUAGCCGGCGCUAUGCCUCAUCCGCCGUGUUUAACUGGGAAGACCCCCUUGUCGCAGCGGAGCUGCUCACAGCAGAGGAGCUGGCAAUCCAGGAAACUGCACGACAGUAUUGCCAGGACAAAUUACAGCCACGGAUUCUUGAGGCCUACCGCAACGAGGACUAUGACCGCCGGAUCCUCGAAGAGAUGGGUGAGCUCGGCCUGCUGGGCGCCUCAAUUGAGGGUUACGGCUGCGCUGGCGUCAGCACUGUCGCCUCCGGUUUGAUCACCAAGGAAGUGGAGCGAGUUGAUAGUGGAUACCGGUCGGGCAUGUCGGUGCAGAGCUCCCUAGCCAUGACAGGUAUCUAUGAGUUUGGUACGGAGGAGAUGAAGGAGCGACUUUUGCCCGGACUGGCAUCGGGCAAAGUUUCUGGCUGCUUUGGGCUGACAGAGCCCAAUCACGGCUCCGACCCCGGUUCCAUGGAGACCGUUGCGCGCGGGCACCCCACGCAGAAGGGCGUGUACCUUUUGACCGGAAGCAAGACCUGGAUCACCAACUCCCCCAUUGCGGACCUGGCGCUUGUGUGGGCUAAGCUCGAGUCUACAGGCAAGAUUCGCGGAUUUGUUGUUGAGCGAUCCAAAUGCCCGCCCGGUACAUACGAGACCCCCGCUAUUAAGAAUAAGACUGCGCUGCGCGCAUCCAUUACGGGUAUGAUCCACAUGGAUGACUGCCCUGUUGGUGUGGAGAACAUGUUGCCCGAUGUUGAGGGUCUCACCGGUCCGUUUACAUGCUUGAACAGUGCGCGUCUGGGCAUCGCCUUUGGCAGCAUGGGUGCAUUGGAGGACUGCCUUGCUCGUGCGCGUGAAUACAGUCUUGAGCGCAAGCAAUUCAAGGGUAACCCCUUAGCCAAGUACCAGCUUAUUCAGAAGAAGCUGGCUGAUGCGGCGACGGAUGCUGCUUACGGCACGUUGGCGGCCGUGCAGGUGGCUCGUCUCAAGGACGCCGGCAAGGCCACCCCGGAGAUGAUUUCGAUGAUCAAGCGUCAGAACUGUGAUCGUGCGCUGCAAAACUCCCGGAUUUUGCAAGAAGUGUUUGGCGGCAAUGCCACCAGCGAUGAGUACCACAUCGGGCGUCAUGUAGCCAAUCUGUUUGUGGUGCAAACUUAUGAGGGUCAGAGCGAUAUUCAUGCCUUGAUUCUGGGUCGGGCCAUCACAGGCAAGCAGGCCUUUGUUUAA
Messenger RNA from Penicillium pulvis, 1272 nucleotides. Its product is annotated as acyl-CoA dehydrogenase. The record is from RefSeq and is a predicted model, not a curated record. Gene Ontology annotation, cellular component: mitochondrial inner membrane. Bases 1 to 1272 code for a protein of 423 amino acids. Gene Ontology annotation, biological process: fatty-acyl-CoA biosynthetic process; fatty acid beta-oxidation using acyl-CoA dehydrogenase. Gene Ontology annotation, molecular function: fatty-acyl-CoA binding; glutaryl-CoA dehydrogenase activity; flavin adenine dinucleotide binding. The transcript has 4 exons. Lineage: Eukaryota; Fungi; Ascomycota; Eurotiomycetes; Eurotiales; Aspergillaceae.